AAUAUAUACACACACUGGGCAAGGGAAAGGCACCACCACUGAAUAUCUAUCCAUUUCUGAUACUCAUCAGUCAUCAUGAUUCAGCUAAAGCUUGAGUUCUUACUUUCAGUUCUCCUCUUCAUUCUCCCCUUCUUCUUCCUCUUCAUCAAAACCUUUUCCACUUAUCUGGGAAAGAAGAAAUCAUCUUCAGUUUCUUCCAAACUGCCAAAGGUAUACCCUUUGGUGGGUUCUUCAUUUACCAUAGCUUCCAAUCAUGAGCGAUUCAGUCAAUGGGCUACAGAGCUUCUUCAAAACUCUCCCAAUGGAAACGUUGUCCUCCAUCGUCCUCUCGGCCAUCGCCAACUCAUAACAACUAAUCCCGCCAACGUCCAACACAUCCUCAAGGACCAAUUCUACCAGUACCCAAAAGGAGAUUUUUUCAGAGACCACCUCUACGAUUUCCUUGGAGAUGGCGUCUUCAACGCAGAUGGUGAUGACUGGAAGAUUCAGAGACAAAUUGCCAGCCAUGAAUUUAACACCAAAUCACUCCGGAAAUUUGUCGAAACAGUUGUGGAAGAUGAGGUCUCUGGUCGCCUCCUUCCUCUGCUCCUUGAUUCUGCCUCUAAAAAUACGAUCUUUGAUCUACAGGACAUCCUCCAAAGAUUUGCAUUUGACAACAUCUGCAAAAUUGCUUUUGGGUUCGACCCAGAAUGCUUGUCUCCAUCAUUCCCGCAACCUGAAUCAGAAUUUGCAGAGGCAUUUGAAGAUGCUACAAGGAUAAGCAGUGCGAGAUUCAAUUCCAUUUUUCCACCAGUAUGGAAGCUGAAAAGGGCUUUAAACAUUGGCUCCGAGAGACGAUUACGGGAAGCGAACUCAACAGUUCGUGAAUACGCAACAAAUCUCGUCAGACAAAAGAAACGAGAACUCGAAGAGAAUUUUUCAUUAGAAACAGAGGACCUCCUCUCUAGAUUCUUGAGGUCUGGUCAUUCUGAUGAGCGAUUUGUUACAGAUAUCGUCAUCAGCUUCAUCGUAGCUGGUAGGGAUACAACAUCUGCAGCUUUGACAUGGUUCUUCUGGUUAAUUGCCAACAACCCAAGAGUAGAGGAAGAGAUAUUGAAGGAGAUAAGGGAGAAGCCUGAAGCUUUUGAUUAUGAUGAGGUGAAGCAUGUCGUGUACAUCCAUGCUUCGCUCUGUGAGAGUAUGAGGCUGUACCCACCAGUCCCCCAUGACACCAAAUUUGCAAUAGCAGACAAUGUUCUACCAGAUGGGACUGUUGUGAAGAAACAAGUGGGUGUGACAUAUAUUCCUUAUGCAAUGGGGAGAACAGAGGCGAUCUGGGGCAAAGAUUGGCCGGAGUUUCGGCCUGAGAGGUGGCUGGAGAAGGACGAUAUUUCGGGAAAGUGGAAAUUCCUGGCGAGGGAUCCUUACACGUACCCGGUUUUCCAAGCGGGGCCCAGGAUUUGCUUAGGGAAGGAUAUGGCGUUCUUGCAGAUGCAGAGGAUUGUCGCCGGAGUAAUGCAAAAGUAUCAGGUAAUGCCGGCGGAGAAAGGGUUUGAUCCGUUUUUCACAUCGUACCUGUCAGCCAAAAUGAAAGGAGGUUUUCCGGUGGGAGUUGUGGAGCGGAGGGAAGGUAGGGCAGUGGAGGCAGCUUAAUUAAUCCGAGGCAUGUACGAUCAUCAGAUUGUAUAUGUUAAUAUGCAAUACUUUUUCCCUUUUUUGCUUAUAAAUAAAGUUUUCGCCUUAGAAUGGCAAAAAAUGAGGCAAACUAGUGUUGAAUGAUCGUAUGUAUGAUUAGGUGAUUGUGCGGUAGAUAUAAACUCAUUAAUUUACUAAAGUUUGUAGAAAAUGGACGAGUAUUUAGUCUUUUAUUUUCAAGGUUAAAAUAAUGUAUUUAGGUAUGCUAUAUGUGUAGGUUGUAAUUGUUUUCUUUUCUUCAUAUGUAUCUUUUCUUUGUUUCU
Messenger RNA from Macadamia integrifolia, 1937 nucleotides. RefSeq names its product cytochrome P450 94A1-like. The coding region runs from base 76 to 1632 and encodes 518 amino acids. The record is from RefSeq and is a predicted model, not a curated record. The transcript has a single exon. Gene Ontology annotation, molecular function: heme binding; oxidoreductase activity, acting on paired donors, with incorporation or reduction of molecular oxygen; iron ion binding. Lineage: Eukaryota; Viridiplantae; Streptophyta; Magnoliopsida; Proteales; Proteaceae.